ACCCCGUUCCAACAGUCUGUCGUUCAGAACUUAAAUCCUCGUCUCCUCAGAGAGCGGUUCUUGAUCAAAUUUAAAGAAGGACAAGCUAAAGAUGAUAACGAGUACAAUGCCAAAACUGAGUCUUUACGUUUAAGAGUGGCCAACAAGUUGGCAAAGGUUUUUGAAAUUGAUGAUAACGACCACUUCUACGACAACUUUAGUGCUUGGUUGGUAAAUGACGUAUUAUUGCAGGGACAUCUUUACUUGACCAGAGAAUCUGUGUUAUUUUUUGCAUUCUUACCCAAGAGAUAUUCCAUGAACUUGAACCAAAAAACAGGUGGUUCUUAUACUACCAAUGAUGACUCCAACUUAACGAUUCAAUCGGGCUCCUUGGGCCUCAAAACUGCGAAGUAUGGCGAAACAAUCUUUUCCUCAGUUCUCACUCAUAGAUACUGGGCUAUUUUACGACCUCAGACCCUCAGUAUCUAUAGUUCGUCGACUGAACUUCAUUUCCCCAGAAUUGUUAUUGAUUUAAAAUCUUGUAUAAGGGCAGAGGUGGUCGAAAAGGAAAAGGAACCAACUCAAAGAAAUACCUUGACUCGCCGUAACUCAAUUGAAGGUGGUUCUACUCCUAGGGUCAUGACUCGUUCCAUUUCACCAAGGAUAGCAAGCCCGAAUGGGACUGAUCUAAACCUAUCUGCAGAUGAUGAAACUUAUUUUUCAAAUAUGUUGAGUGGUGAAGCAAUGGAACCUACAGAGGAUAAUAUCGAAAGCUCUUCAGGAGUUUGGUUCAAAUUGGUUACAAAGAGUAAGACCUAUAGAUUUCAUACUGAUAAUUUGUACCUUGCUCGACAAUGGUGCCACAAUCUCACCAAGAUUAUCUUUCAAUUGAAUAACUCUAAUGCUGGAAACGAAGUUUUAAUCAAAAUCCCCAUUGAAAAUGUCAUCAACUUUAACAGAAUGUCAUUAUUAAGCGCAGAUGAACUGCCUAAAGAUCAACCUGAUGAAGAAGAUUUGCCUAUGAGUUUUAGAAUGCACUUCCUAAAGAAUCAUGGGAAUUAUGAGGAGUCUGUUUACGAUUCAAAAAAGAGCAAGAAAAAGCUAACUCAAGGUGCAAGUAUUGGAAUGGAAGCGAUGUACUUCAUUUUCUUUGACAGAGGUGAAGAGUUUUAUUCCAAGUUUACUACAUUAAUCGAAGAACAUCAAGAAAGAUCAAAGAAUAAAAGCGAAACUUCACUGAUUUCAAAGUCUCUGAUCUCAAAAUCUCUGAGAUUCAAAGAUAUGGCCAAAAAGAUGGUCAGAAAAGAUUCAAGAGAUUCCAGAAUCCGUGAAUAUCCCAAGAGUAUUUCUACAUUGCGGUCAUCGAGUUCAAGUGGGUCAAUCAUUGAUCAAUUUGCACCUUUGAACACUCAUCUUAAACACCCAUACGACUUGCCAGAAGAAGAUGAUAAUGACCAAUCUUCAUCCACACUUAAACUCAAGAAUGUCAAUUUCCCAAGACCAAUGUCGGUAUCAGGGUUGAAGAACCUCAAGAUGACAUUUGAAACCUCUCAAAAAGAUUUUGAAGUUGCAGAGUCUAGAUAUGAAGCGAUUAAGGAUACAGGUACCAAAGCCAAGGAGCAAGUAUUACCUGGUCCAUUGAACUUGACUGAUCCAUCAGAAUAUACUGAGGAAGAUCCCAAACAAACAAAAUUACAAUCCAUGAAAAAGAGUAUCAAGGCAUUUUCCAAUGUUAGUAAUAUGUGGUCGUCAAACCCAAGUCAUUACCAAGCAAUUGAUCCAAAUGAUCCCUUCUACGUAAAAGAAGAGAACACGCGUGAAGUGUCACAGCAACAUUUUGAAAAGCACUUCUCCUUGGGGCCUGAGGUAUUAUUACGGGCCAGUUAUUAUUGUCAUUUACAAAAGUCUAUCCCUGUUUACGGUAAGUUGUAUCUUAGUACAGAAUAUCUUUGCUUUAGAAGUUUGCUUCCUGGUGUAUCUACCAAGAUGAUUCUACCAUUGAACCAUAUAGAGAACUGUCUGAAGGAGAAGGGAUUGAAAUUGACAUAUUCGGGAUUAGUGCUUACUAUUAACAACUAUGAUGAAUUAAUAUUAGAAUUUAGCUCUCAUCUGUCCAGAGACGAUUGUGAGAAUAUGAUUUUCAGCCAAUUGAUAUUAAUUCAUGAUGGAGAUAACUUCUCGCCAAGUCCACAUGAGUGGGGAAAGAAUUAUGAUUUGGAAUUGUCCAAGAAGAGACAAGCCGUGUUGACCUCUGAAACCAGGGGAGCGUUCAGUAAUGAUACGAACAAGACAUUGGCAGCUCUCAAGAUUGAUAAUGCUAGAUUGAAAAUGUUUGAGGAAAAGAUCAAUGCAGCAUCAGGGUUGGACAUACCAAUCAUUUUGGAGGAUUCUCCAUUUUACAAAACGGAAAUUAGGCCGUCUACUUCUUUCCAUUUUGUGCUUUUGACGAUUGGGUCUCGGGGUGAUGUGCAGCCCUAUAUUGCCUUGGGCAAAGGGUUGAUUAACGAGGGACACACCGUCACCAUUGCUACUCACAAGGAAUUUGAAGAUUGGAUCCUCAAACACGGAAUGAAGUUCAAGGAAAUUGCCGGUGACCCUGGAGCGUUGAUGUCGUUAAUGGUAACUCAUGGGUCGAUGUCUGUGGCAUUUUUGAAAGAAGCCAGUGCCAAGUUCCGAGGCUGGAUUAGCCAAUUGUUGAGGUCCAGCUGGGAAGCUUGUCAAGGAGCGGAUAUCUUGAUAGAAAGUCCAUCCGCGAUGGGGGGUGUUCAUAUUGCCGAGGCCUUGGGCAUUCCGUACAUGCGGGCAUUUACCAUGCCAUGGACCCGAACCAGAGCGUACCCCCAUGCUUUCAUUGUUCCUGAUCAAAAGAAAGGAGGCUCCUACAACUACUUGACCCAUGUGAUGUUCGAAACAGUUUUCUGGAAGGGAAUUUCCAGUCAAAUCAAUAACUGGAGAGUACGAGAGCUCGAUUUGCCCAGGACCAAUUUGUACCGGUUACAGCAGUCCAAGAUCCCAUUCUUGUAUAACGUUUCGCCCACGAUCUUUCCACCGUCGGUGGAUUUUCCUGACUGGAUCAGAGUCACAGGCUACUGGUUUUUGGAUGAGGGUGCAGGCGAAGACUACGACCCUCCCAAGGAGUUGGUCGAGUUUCUCGACAGUGCUCGUAAAGAGCAGAAGAAGAUCAUCUACAUUGGCUUCGGAUCAAUUGUGGUCAACGACGCUAAAAGCUUGACCAAAGCCAUCGCAGAGGCAGUGGUGGAUGCAGAUGUGCGCUGUAUCUUGAACAAAGGCUGGUCGGACCGCAUGAGCAAGAAGGACGACUCCGAGCCCGAAAUCGAGCUUCCUGCUGAGAUCUACAACUCGGGAGCGGUUCCCCACGACUGGCUCUUCGCUCGUAUCGACGCAGCCAUCCACCAUGGAGGCUCUGGAACCACGGGAGCCACCUUACGAGCCGGAUUGCCCACGGUUAUCAAGCCGUUUUUCGGGGACCAGUUCUUCUAUGCCUCGCGGAUCGAAGAGGUGGGAGUCGGAGUGGCUCUUCGCAAGCUCAAUGCCAAGUCACUCGGUAAGGCGAUUCACACCGUCACCACCGACUUGAAGAUGAUCGAAAAGUCCAAGAAGCUCAGCGAACGAAUCAACCAGGAGAACGGGGUGCUCACGGCAGUAGAGACCAUCUACUCGGAAUUGGAGUACGCUCGUCACCUUAUUAUGAGCAAGCAGAAGUACAACGAGCACUACAAGCAGCACCACCCAGACUUUGGGUCCCUGGGCAUCCAGACCCCGGUUGUACCGGAGGAAUCGGAGAGCAGCGAGGAGGACGAAGACGAGGAGGACGAAGACGAGGAAGACGAAGACGAGGAGGAGGACUCCGACGAAAAUUAG
This is a messenger RNA of Suhomyces tanzawaensis NRRL Y-17324, 3861 nucleotides long. It is a transcript of the gene UGT51C1, whose product is annotated as Ugt51c1p. Gene Ontology annotation, biological process: carbohydrate metabolic process. Lineage: Eukaryota; Fungi; Ascomycota; Pichiomycetes; Serinales; Debaryomycetaceae. The transcript is spliced from 4 exons. The record is from RefSeq and is a predicted model, not a curated record. The annotation marks the transcript as partial. Gene Ontology annotation, molecular function: UDP-glycosyltransferase activity; hexosyltransferase activity.